AUACGAGUAUUGGACACGAUGUCGAACAAGAUUACAACUCUCCUGACUCUUCUGGUUGCAGCAGUUGCUUGCGUUGGGGCACAAGCCUCUCUACGACAUUGGUUUGUAAGGCCACUGCCCCAUCAUGGCGUUGGACCACGCAUCGUAGGUGGAUUCGAGAUCAACGUGUCGGAGACUCCGUAUCAGGUGUCGUUACAGUACCACCAUCAACACAUCUGUGGAGGUUCCGUGCUUUCCAACAAAUGGAUCCUAACAGCAGCUCACUGCACAAACGUUACCCUUCCCUCAAGCUUCACCGUGCGCCUGGGAUCUUCCAAGCACGCAUCCGAUGGACAGGUGGCCCGAGUUUCGCAAAUCAUUCGUCACCCAAACUAUCGCCAGAACACAACGGAUUACGAUUACUCCCUGCUGGAAUUGGAGGAAGCAGUCACCUUCAGCAACGUGAUUCAACCGAUCACUCUUCCUAAGCAGGAUGAAGCUGUGUUGGAUGGAACCAUGAUGACCGUAUCUGGUUGGGGAAAUACGCAAAAUACUGCCGAAUCGAACGCUACUCUACGAGCCGUCAACGUACCGACCAUUAACCAAGAGGAAUGCGACAAGGCUUACCGACGAUUUGGAGGAAUCACUGAUCGUAUGCUGUGUGCCGGAUAUCAGCAGGGGGCGAUGGACUCUUGCCAGGGAGACUCUGGUGGUCCGCUGGUCGCGCACGGAAAGCUGAUUGGCGUUGUUUCGUGGGGAUUCGGAUGCGCUCAGGCUGGAUAUCCGGGUGUAUACUCGCGGGUGGCCUGUGUUCGCGAUUGGGUUCGAGAAAACAGUGGAGUGUAAGGAUUGUCUAAUUUUUCAGCGAGCAUUUGUUAUGUAAAUGAAUCGAAAUAAAAUAAAAUAAUGUUAUUAAUCUUA
Molecule: messenger RNA, 900 nt
Organism: Anopheles stephensi (Asian malaria mosquito)
Lineage: Eukaryota; Metazoa; Arthropoda; Insecta; Diptera; Culicidae
Product: trypsin-1-like
Exons: 1
Coding region: 19-825 (268 amino acids)
Biological process (GO): proteolysis
Molecular function (GO): serine-type endopeptidase activity
Source: RefSeq, a predicted model, not a curated record